Molecule: messenger RNA, 3507 nt
Organism: Dipodomys spectabilis (banner-tailed kangaroo rat)
Lineage: Eukaryota; Metazoa; Chordata; Mammalia; Rodentia; Heteromyidae
Gene: Arcn1
Product: archain 1
Exons: 10
Coding region: 171-1706 (511 amino acids)
Biological process (GO): endoplasmic reticulum to Golgi vesicle-mediated transport; retrograde vesicle-mediated transport, Golgi to endoplasmic reticulum; Golgi localization
Cellular component (GO): cytosol; COPI vesicle coat
Source: RefSeq, a predicted model, not a curated record
CGUGGCUCCGGGCCGCCAUCUUGGCUAGAGGCGAAGCGGCGGCCGCUCCUGUCAGGGGGGCAGCGGGUCCCGAGCGGCCGGUGCUCCCCUUGCUUGGACCUCCCCCCCCCGCCCAAAGCCCUAUCCCCAGUGAGCCGGAGCGCGGGCUGCGCCCCACCACCGCCCUCAUCAUGGUGCUCUUGGCAGCAGCAGUCUGCACAAAAGCAGGAAAAGCUAUUGUUUCUCGACAGUUUGUGGAGAUGACCAGAACUCGGAUUGAGGGUUUAUUAGCAGCUUUCCCAAAACUCAUGAACACUGGAAAACAACAUACAUUUGUUGAAACAGAGAGUGUAAGAUAUGUCUACCAGCCUAUGGAAAAAUUGUACAUGGUACUGAUCACUACCAAAAACAGCAACAUUUUAGAAGAUUUGGAGACACUUAGGCUCUUUUCAAGAGUGAUUCCAGAAUACUGCCGAGCCUUAGAGGAGAAUGAAAUAUCAGAGCACUGUUUUGAUUUGAUUUUUGCUUUUGAUGAAAUUGUCGCCCUGGGAUAUCGGGAGAAUGUUAAUCUGGCACAGAUCAGAACCUUCACAGAAAUGGAUUCUCAUGAGGAAAAAGUCUUCAGAGCAGUCAGAGAGACUCAAGAACGUGAAGCAAAGGCUGAGAUGCGGCGUAAAGCAAAGGAAUUACAACAGGCCCGAAGAGAUGCAGAGAGACAGGGCAAAAAAGCACCAGGAUUUGGGGGAUUUGGUAGCUCUGCAGUAUCUGGAGGAAGCACAGCUGCCAUGAUCACAGAAACCAUCAUUGAAACUGAUAAACCAAAAGUGGCACCUGCACCAGCCAGGCCUUCAGGUCCCAGCAAGGCUUUGAAACUUGGAGCCAAAGGAAAGGAAGUAGAUAACUUUGUGGACAAAUUGAAAUCUGAAGGUGAAACUAUCAUGUCCUCUAGUAUGGGCAAGCGUACCUCUGAAGCAACCAAAGUGCAUGCUCCAUCUAUUAAUAUGGAGAGUGUGCAUAUGAAGAUUGAAGAAAAGAUCACAUUAACCUGUGGACGGGAUGGAGGAUUACAGAAUAUGGAGUUACACGGCAUGAUCAUGCUUAGGAUCUCAGAUGACAAAUUUGGCCGAAUUCGUCUUCAUGUGGAAAAUGAAGAUAAAAAAGGAGUGCAGCUACAGACCCAUCCAAACGUGGAUAAAAAACUUUUCACUGCAGAGUCUCUAAUUGGCUUGAAGAAUCCAGAGAAGUCAUUUCCAGUCAACAGUGACGUAGGGGUAUUAAAGUGGAGACUACAAACCACAGAGGAAUCUUUUAUUCCAUUGACAAUUAAUUGCUGGCCCUCAGAGAGUGGAAAUGGCUGUGAUGUCAACAUAGAAUAUGAACUACAAGAAGAUAAUCUAGAACUGAAUGAUGUAGUUAUCACCAUCCCACUCCCAUCAGGUGUGGGUGCCCCAGUGAUUGGUGAGAUCGAUGGAGAGUAUCGACAUGACAGUCGACGAAACACCUUGGAAUGGUGCCUGCCAGUGAUUGAUGCCAAAAAUAAGAGUGGCAGUCUGGAAUUUAGCAUUGCGGGGCAGCCCAAUGACUUCUUUCCUGUUCAGGUUUCCUUCAUCUCCAAAAAAAAUUAUUGCAACAUACAGGUUACCAAAGUGACCCAAGUAGAUGGAAACAGCCCUGUGAGGUUCUCCACAGAGACCACUUUCCUAGUGGAUAAAUACGAGAUCCUGUAAACCCAGGCGAGAGAAAGGAAGAGGGAAAAUUCCAAAUUAAUAAAGAAGAAGCCACCAGUGGCUGAAGAGUUUUUCCAAGUUGACAAGCCAUUGGAGACCCCUAUUUUCUGAUACAAUGCACGUUCUUUGCGCGCAGGGACCCUCAACCCAUCCCAGUGUUUCAGUGUCACAGAGACAUUCUUUGACAAAGAACUGACGUAGACAUAAAGGGAAAGGCUGCUGAUUUCUUUCACAGAUUUUCCUGGCAAGCAGGAAAGCAAAGCGAGCUCUCCAGAUAAUACCCCCAGUAAAUUCCUCCAUUGCCUUCACCUAAGUUGCACCUUUAUUUUAAUCCCUAAAUAUAGUUAUAUUUCAUACUUCAUUUUUUAAAGAUUUUCUCUGUAGAUUUUAAUCUGUCAUACUCCUUUACCUUCCGUUUUUCUUCCUAUACACUGAAUCAAGUACUGGGAUCAUCUUUUCUUAGGUAUUGAGUUUGGCACUCCUGAACAAAAUUAUCUAACCCAUUCUUGAUUUUUUUUUUUUUUUUUUUUUUUUUUUUUGACAAUGUAAGUGAACUGUUUAGGGGGAGUGGAGUCUUGAAGUUAGGAGAUAAGGUUGAUGGCUGUCUUUUUCCCAUGCCCAUCUAUUACUUUGCCAAGUUGUUUUGCUUUUAAGGCUUGCCCUUUCAGUUUAGAAUAGUACUGUGAAUCCCACUUGUGUCAAUGUUAAGGUAGCUAAAAAGCACUUUCAGAUGCCCAGCCCUAGAAGAUGUCUAAGAACAAUGGCUCAUGCCCCGUUAGGGAUUUCACAUCCAAACAUAAUCAUGUCUGCUGCUAGGGCUACCCAAGCUUCCAGUUCUCCACGUGUGGGUACUUGAGCUAAAAUGUAAGGUUGUUUACAUUCCUCAAGUAUAUCAUCUCGCUCUUCUUGGCUACUCUCUGUCAUCAUCCUCUCAUCUAGCAGAAAUCAGGUUAUGAUUUUGGAGACUCUGGGUUCAGUGAGUCAUGUGCCAACACCCAUUGGCCCUGAACUGUCAGGACUGCAUCCCCCCAUCAGAGUGUUGGCCUUUCAAGAAGCAGUUGAUUAUAUUGGCAUGUAGGAAAGACUCAUAUAUCCCAUUUUCUCCUGGCCAACCCAGCAUUUCCCUGGGUUGUCCCUGUCUCUGAAGUCCUUCCUUUACUUCCCUCUAGGCCUUUUGAGUAUCCUCAUGUAGUAAUGGUUUCUGAGCUCCAAAUCAUCCAUUAUUUCUUCAGUAGAGACUCGACAGGCAGCCCAGCCUUGGUUUUUAGCCCAGAGCUGCACUCACUAGCGGGUGACAAGUUGCUGGAGGCUGGGAUCCUGGCAGUGGGAAGAGGUAGGACUGGCAGGUACCCAGCGCCCUUAGCCCCACUCCUCUGAACACCCAGCCCUCCUCGUGGAGGAGACUGUGUAAAGCAGAGCACUGACAAGCACUCAUGGCUGGAAUUGCUUGCCAAAGAAAUUGCUGGCCUUCCCUUUUCCCCUAACCAACCGUAUCAGGGAAGAAUGGUUAGCUUGGUUUCCACAUGAAGUUUUCUGAGGAAGGGGACUGGGACAAGAAGUUUGUCUUGUAGUUAAGUAGACAAGAAAUCUUAAUCCAGUUUUGUUUGAGAGUUGUUUGUCCAUAUGAUUUUUAAACAGUCAAGUUUAAUUUCACAAAAACUUUUUUUUCUGAAAUUACUUUUGGGGUAAUAUUUAAAAAUGAGAGACAUUUUGUAACCCUGUAAAAUAUGUAGGGAAUAUAACAUUCCAAUGUACACAAGAAAGGCAAAUCUUUAAUCAAAUAAAGAGUAUUAUAAAAUGA